This is a messenger RNA of Osmerus eperlanus (European smelt), 3776 nucleotides long. It is a transcript of the gene ddx46, whose product is annotated as DEAD (Asp-Glu-Ala-Asp) box polypeptide 46. NCBI's taxonomy places the organism in Eukaryota, Metazoa, Chordata, Actinopteri, Osmeriformes, Osmeridae. The transcript has 23 exons. The coding region runs from base 142 to 3366 and encodes 1074 amino acids. Gene Ontology annotation, molecular function: ATP binding; RNA binding; RNA helicase activity. The record is from RefSeq and is a predicted model, not a curated record.
GCGCGUUUGUUCACAAGCACUGUCGCAUCACUCUGACGUAAAUUGCGAAUAACCGGGCCACACAACAACGCAUGAAAACAAUGUUGAAGUUUUAGCAAUAAAGCUACCAUAAAACAUCGAGAUUCAAGUAACUAUUUGAACAUGGGGAGAGAGUCGAGACAUUACAGGAAACGCUCUGCGUCAAGAGGUCGAUCGGGAAGUCGGUCUAAAAGUCGUUCCCCAGAUAAACGAUCAAAGAAAGAUAACCGGGUAGCGAAUCGCGACAGGGACCGGACCAGGCGGGAGCGGUCACGGAGUCGGGAACGACGUCGAUCACGGUCUAGAGAUAGGAAGCACCCAAGGCGCUCCAGGAGCCGUGAGAGGAGGAGAUCCCGCAGUCGCGACAGGCGGAGGUCCAAAAGUAGAAGCAGGGGACGACGGUCACGAUCAGCCAGCCCGAGCAAAAGCAGGAAGACAGAGGAAAAGUCCAAAAGCAAAGAGAAGGACAAUCCUGAAGGCUCCUCAGAGAAGAAAAAGAUAAAAGAGGAGAAAGAGGAGGAGAAAGUUGAAGACCAAGACUUCGACCAGAACAAGCUGGAGGAGGAGAUGAGGAAGAGGAAGGAGCGAGUGGAGAAAUGGAGAGAGGAGCAGCGGAAGAAGGCCAUAGAAAACAUCGGGGAGAUCAAGAGAGAGCUGGAGGAGAUGAAACAGGGGAAGAAGUGGAGCCUGGAGGACGACGAUGAUGACGAUGAGGAGGGGCCAGCACCCGCCGAUGGGGAUGAAGACGAGGAGGAAGAGGAGGGAGGCGAGGGAAAGGAGCCCAAAAUGAAAGAGGAGAAGGAGGAGGAGGAGGAGGAGGAGAAGGAGGAGGAAGAGAAGGAGAAAGAGAAGGAGACCCCUAUGGAACAAGAAGCCGAAGACGAGCUGGAUCCUUUGGAUGCCUACAUGGAGGAGGUGAAGGAGGAGGUCAAGAAGUUCAACAUGGGCGCCAUGAAGGGGGAUAAGAAGGGGGGGAUGACCGUAACCAAGGUUAUGACCGUCCUCAAGACCAAAAAAGGAAUUCACACACACAAGAAGAAGGGCGAGCUGAUGGAGAAUGACCAGGAUGCAAUGGAGUACUCCUCGGAGGAGGAGGAAGUGGAUCUCCAGACCGCGCUGACCGGCUACCAGACCAAGCAGCGGAAGGUUCUGGAACCAGUCGACCACCAAAAGAUCGAGUACGAGCCCUACCGCAAGAACUUCUACGUGGAGGUGCCAGAGCUGGGAAAGAUGUCCCCGGAAGAGGUGAACGUGUACAGACUGGAGCUGGAGGGCAUCAUGGUGAAGGGAAAGGGCUGCCCCAAGCCCAUCAAGUCCUGGGUUCAGUGUGGAACCUCCAUGAAGAUCCUCAGUGCUCUGAAAAGGCACAGCUAUGAGAAGCCCACCCCCAUCCAGGCCCAGGCCAUCCCUGCCAUCAUGUCUGGGCGGGACCUGAUCGGCAUCGCCAAGACGGGGAGCGGCAAGACCAUCGCCUUCCUCCUGCCCAUGUACCGACACAUCCUGGACCAGAGGCCCCUGGAGGAGGGCGAGGGGCCACUCUCUGUGAUCAUGACCCCCACCCGCGAGCUGGCGCUGCAGAUCACCAAGGAGUGUAAGAAGUUCUCCAAGCCUCUGGGACUACGUGUGGUGUGUGUGUACGGAGGCACGGGGAUCAGCGAACAGAUAGCAGAGCUGAAGAGGGGAGCAGAGAUCAUCGUGUGCACCCCAGGGAGGAUGAUUGACAUGCUCGGAGCCAACAGCGGUCGUGUCACCAACCUUCGCAGGGUCACGUACGUGGUUGUGGACGAGGCUGACAGGAUGUUCGACAUGGGUUUCGAACCACAGGUGAUGCGCAUCAUGGACAACGUGCGGCCGGACCGGCAGACCGUCAUGUUCUCCGCCACGUUCCCCAGGGCCAUGGAGGCGCUGGCCCGCCGCAUCCUGUCCAAGCCCAUCGAGGUGCAGGUGGGCGGGCGCAGCGUGGUCUGCUCCGACGUGGAGCAGCAUGUGCUGGUGAUCGAAGAGGACAAGAAGUUCCUGAAGCUCCUUGAGAUCCUGGGUCACUACCAGGAGAAGGGCAGCGUGAUCAUCUUCGUGGACAAGCAGGAGCACGCUGACGGGCUGCUGAAAGAUCUCAUGAAGGCCUCCUACCCCUGUAUGUCUCUGCACGGAGGCAUCGACCAGUACGACAGAGACAGCAUCAUCAACGACUUCAAGAACGGCACCUGCCGUCUGAUGGUGGCCACGUCGGUGGCGGCCCGGGGCCUGGACAUCAAGCACCUGAUCCUGGUGAUCAACUACAACUGCCCCAACCACUAUGAAGACUACGUCCACAGGGCGGGGCGCACGGGCCGGGCAGGGAACAAGGGGUUUGCCUACACCUUCAUCACAGAGGACCAGGUGCGCUACGCAGGAGACAUACUGAAGGCACUGGAGCUGUCUGGGUCUCCGGUCCCCCCAGAGCUGGAGAAGUUGUGGGCCUCCUUCAAAGACCAGCAGAAAGCCGAAGGGAAAAGCAUCAAGAGCAGCAGUGGGUUCUCUGGGAAGGGCUUCAAGUUCGACGAGACGGAACACGCGCUGGCCAAUGAGAGGAAGAAGCUGCAGAAGGCUGCGCUGGGUCUGCAGGACUCUGACGACGAGGACGGGGCCUUGGACAUCGACGAGCAGAUCGAGAGCAUGUUCAACUCCAAGAAGAGGGUGAAGGACCUGUCCGCCCCUGGGGGGGCCGGGGGGGGCAUGGGGGCCAUGGCGGCAGCGGUGGCGGCCGCAGGGGGGCUGGCUAACCUCGGGGCCCCGUCCGCCGGAAACAUCCAGAAGCUGGAGAUGGCCAAGAGGCUAGCCCUGCGCAUCAACGCCCAGAAGAACCUCGGAGCCGAGGCCCAGGAUGUGAUGCAGCAGGCCACCAACGCCAUCCUGAGGGGCGGCACCAUCCUGGCGCCCUCGGUGUCGGCCAAGACGAUCGCGGAGCAGCUGGCAGAGAAGAUCAACGCCAAGCUCAACUACAUCCCCGUGGAGAAGCUGGAGGAGGAACGCCAGGCCGCCGAGCAGGCGGAGACCGUCAAGAGAUACGAGGAGGAGCUGGAGAUUAACGACUUCCCCCAGACUGCCAGGUGGAAGGUGACGUCCAAGGAAGCCCUGCAGAGGAUUGGAGAAUACUCUGAGGCAGCCAUCACCAUCCGGGGCACCUACUUCCCCCCGGGCAAGGAGCCCAAGGAGGGGGAGCGCAAGAUCUACCUGGCCAUCGAGAGUGCUAAUGAGCUUGCCGUUCAGAAGGCCAAGGCUGAGAUCACACGCCUGAUCAAGGAAGAGCUCAUCAGACUUCAAAACUCCUACCAGCCGACCAGCAAGGGAAGAUACAAGGUGUUGUAGAGGGAGACCUCAAAGACAACGACUCUUGUCUUCAGCGCAUCAUCUGAUCUGUUUGAAUGUUUUAGUAUAUUUUUGUAAAUGUCACAACCCCUGUUAACUUCCCAUAGGGAUUUCUCUCAAUUUGUUUGGUGUAUUUCAGUUGUUGAUUCACUCAGGUGGGAUUUAUCAUAAUCUGUUUUACAGAAUUUAACAUGUUGAGCUCUUUGCCAACAAGACUCUUGCAUCAGUUAUUCAAACAUCUCGCAUAUUUGCAGUUAAAAACUUUAAUUUCAGUGUAAGAUAUCUUUAUAACUUUUCCCUGUCAACAGUCGCGACCAGUACACAUUGUUUUUUAAGAACCACCAUCAACAGUGUAAUGUUUUUACUUGUUUACUCUACCCCCCACAAUAAAACGAUGUGUUGCUAAGGAA